Messenger RNA from Insectozyma verbasci, 2288 nucleotides. The record is from the annotation of a GenBank genome assembly. Lineage: Eukaryota; Fungi; Ascomycota; Pichiomycetes; Serinales; Debaryomycetaceae.
AUGGGAAUUAGAGAUCUAAUCAAUAAAUUCAAUGAACAUCAUAUCCACCAACAGCAACAACAUCAACAAAACACAACAAAUCAACCACCACCAAUUCCAACAAGAAAUUAUAAAAGAGAACCAGAAAGUAUUCCAAAACAAGCUCAUGUUCAAACUCCUUUAAUCAAUAACUCAGAUGAUAUUUUCAGUAAACCAAUAGCUCAAGGACCACCACCUCCGUUAUUUAAAUCAAUAAAACAUACUCAAUUACCAGCUGGUUGUAGUUUCAGCCCAUCUGAUCCACCAAUUCAAACAAAUAAUUUUUCAAAUAAUUUAACUUUAGAAGAUCAAACAUUUCCAAUAUGGACCUUACCUUAUUCAUUUUGGUUAACUAAAGAUCCUGGACAAGAUUUUGGGUUUGCAUUUAAUCAUACAGAAGCAAAUCAGAGAGUAUUUGGACCUGACCCAGGAGCACCAGUUGCACAAUUUUAUUUCAAUCCUCCAAGAAUUAAAUCAUUCGUGUUUUCAAGUUCUAAUUUUCAAAAUGGUGUUAAUUUAACUUUGGAAAAUCAUAGAAAGUUAUCUAUUACUGCUAAAUUACAUGAUUCACGAGGUAAUGGUGUUAUUACAAUUCCUUUAGUUUAUGGAAUGGGUAUAAUCUAUGCAAAUUAUGAAAAUAUUACACCUGUGUUAGCUUCUCAAGUUGGAUUCCAGGAUUUCAAACCUGUAAACGGUGGUUCUGUAUUUAAAGCAAUUGUUAAGUUGUUUAAUCAAGUUGAAUGGACUAUUUAUUCAAAUAUACAAUUGAGAAUGGUUGAUAAUAAUCAUAUUAUUGGUGAUUCACCAGGUUGGAUUAAGAUUGCAAGAGGCACUUCUCAAACAUACGAUAUGGCAGAUAUAAAUUCAUAUGUAGAGAGUGCAGAUAUUUCAGCAAUUGUUAAAAAUGACAUUUGUCAAUAUAAAAUUAAAUAUAAUAUAAAUGGAGGUGGGAAAUCAAUUAUUUAUGCACUUCCUCAUCAUCAAGAGACAAUUAUAAAUGUAGAACCAACUGGUCUAUCACUUGAUUCACCUACAAAGGGUCUUAUGAAAGGAUAUCUAACUGAUGAGCUUGUAAUGGAGGAGAAAUUACCAGUUGAUAUCCUAUUUGAACCAUGGUCAGAAUCCAAACAACAAGUAACUUACACUCAAGUACAAAAGGAGAAAAUUAGACAAGCUGCAACUGAAGAAGUGAAACAAGAUGUUGUAGGAAUGGCCAAUAUUGAUUCAAUGUAUACAAGUGGUAAAAUAUUAGAUAAAUUUGCAUAUAUUGCUUAUGUAUGCCAUUUCAUACUUCAAGAUCAACAAUUAACAAAUAUAAUACUUCCCAAAGUUAAAACUGCAAUUGAGAUAUUUGCAAAUAAUAUGCAAAUAUUCCCAUUAGUUUACGAUACUGUCUGGAAAGGAUUAAUUUCACUGGCUGAUCCAGGAGCUGAUUUCGGUAACUCAAAUUAUAAUGAUCAUCAUUUCCAUUACGGAUAUCAUAUCCAUGCAAUAGCCCUAGUUGCAAAAAUUGAUCCAAAUUGGUUACAUGCAAACAAUGAUAUAGUUUUCAAUUAUGCUAAUACUUUAUUAAGAGAUGUAGCUAGUCCUCAAGCAGAUGCAUCUUUUCCACAAUUUAGAUCCUUUGAUUGGUUUCAUGGGCAUUCUUUCGCUCAUGGAAUUUUUGCAAGUGGUGAUGGAAAAGAUGAAGAAUCAUCAAGUGAAGAUUAUCAUUUCGUAUAUGGAAUGAAAUUAUAUGCAAAUGUAAUAGGAGAUUUUCAAAUGGAAUCAAGAGCAGAUUUAAUGCUUGCUAUAAUGAAAAGAAGUAUGAAUAUGUACAUGUUAUAUACAAAUGAUAAUAAAAUUCAACCAAAACAAUUCAUACCUAAUAAAGUAGCAGGUAUAAGUUUUGAAAAUAAGAUUGAUUAUGCUACUUAUUUUGGUAGGGGAAGUAUUGGUGAUGAAUGGAUACAUGGAAGUAAGUAUUCACAAAAUAUUCUUAACCAAUUAGUUUUGAUACUAAUAACCUUCUAGUUCAUAUGAUUCCAUUAACUCCAGUAUCUUCAUAUAUGAGAAGUAAAAAGUUUGUUAAAGAGGAAUGGGAUGAGAAACUUGCUGGGAUUAUUGAUAGGAUACCUGAUGGCUGGAAAGGUUUAUUAAUUUUAAACUAUGCAAUUUAUGAUCCUAAAUAUUCAUGGAAUUGGUUUUCAAGAAAAGAUUGGGAUCCAAGUUUGAUUGAUAAUGGAAUGAGUAGAACUUGGUCAUUGGCUUUGAUUGCAGGUAUAUUGUAA